UGCUGGGAUCAGCGCGUGCGAGAAGGGCGAGCAGUGGCAGCGGGCCCUGGCGCUGCUGAGCGAGAUGCGGGAGGCGAAGCUGGAGCCCAACGUCAUCAGCUGUAGUGCUGGGAUCAGCGCGUGCGCGAAGGGCGAGCAGUGGCAGCGGGCCCUGGCGCUGCUGAGCGAGAUGUGGGAGGCGAAGCUGGAGCUAGACGUCAUCAGCUAUAAUGCUGGGAUCAGCGCGUGCGAGAAGGGCGAGCAGUGGCAGCGGGCCCUGGCGCUGCUGAGCGAGAUGCGGGAGGCGAAGCUGGAGCCCAACGUCAUUAGCUAUAGUGCUGGGAUCAGCGCGUGCGCGAAGGGCGAGCAGUGGCAGCGGGCCCUGGCGCUGCUGAGCGAGAUGUGGGAGGCGAAGCUGGAGCCCAACGUCAUCAGCUACAGUGCUGGGAUCAGUUCGUGCGCGAAAGGCGAGCAGUGGCAGCGGGCCCUGGCGCUGCUGAGCGAGAUGCGGGAGGCGAAGCUGGAGCCUAACGUCAUCAGCUAUAGUGCUUGGAUCAGCGCGUGCGCGAAGGGCGAGCAGUGGCAGCGGGCCCUGGGGCUGCUGAGCGAGAUGUGGGAGGCGAAGCUGGAGCCCAACGUCAUUAGCUAUAGUGCUGGGAUCAGCGCGUGCGCGAAGGGCGAGCAGUGGCAGCGGGCCCUGGCGCUGCUGAGCGAGAUGCGGGAGGCGCAGCUGGAGCCCAACGUUAUCAGCUGCUGUAGUGCUGGGAUCAGCGUGUGCGAGAAAGGCAAGGAGUGGCAGCGGGCCCUGGCGCUGCUGAGCAAGAUGCAGGAUGCAAAAUUACGGCCCAACACCAUCGGGGACAGCGAUGAGACCAGUGCUUGCGAGAGUGGCGAGCUGUUGCAGCGGGCUUCGGUACAACUGAAUGGGAUGCGUGCGACUACGCUUGAACCGAGCGUCAUCACUGAGACACGCUCGAACGGCAAAGUAAACCCGAAGAGGCUGAUCUGA
Prorocentrum cordatum is the source of this 988-nucleotide messenger RNA. The record is from the annotation of a GenBank genome assembly. NCBI's taxonomy places the organism in Eukaryota, Dinophyceae, Prorocentrales, Prorocentraceae.